AUGGCAACGGCUACUAUUGCUUCGUCUUCCUCCCUCCGAUUCGCGUCAUCAUCUGCAUCUCCCAAUUCUUCCUCUCCUUCUCCACAUUAUCUCCUCCCUCUCCACCGCCUUUCAUCGCCACCGUCCUCCUCUGUCUCCGCCACUCUUUCUUCCCGUUCAUCCAUUUCUUCAAUUUCACCUCUCAAUCACUCCGUUAAUGCUUCAACUUCAAGGCGGGUCUCAAUCUCAGCCUUCACCGUGAAGUCAGAGAAGAAAAAGGUGUUGAUAGUCAACACCAACAGUGGUGGCCAUGCUGUCAUUGGAUUCUACUUGGCUAAAGAGCUUCUGGGUUCCGGCCACCAGGUCACUAUUUUCACCGUCGGCGAAGAGACCUCCGACAAGAUGAAGAAGCCUCCGUUCAACCGAUUCUCAGAAAUUGUGAACGCCGGUGGAAAGACUGUUUGGGGUGAUCCCGCCGAUAUCGGGAAGGUUUUGGACGGAGUGGCAUUUGAUACUGUGUUGGAUAACAAUGGCAAGGAUAUAGAUGCAGUCAGGCCAGUGGCAGAUUGGGCAAAGAGCUCUGGCGUAAAGCAAUUUCUGUUCAUCAGCAGUGCCGGGAUAUAUAAGCCAACGGACGAGCCCCCUCAUGUGGAAGGGGAUGUUGUUAAAGCUGAUGCUGGUCACGUUGGAGUGGAGAAGUAUAUUUCAGAAACUUUUGGGAGCUGGGCAUCUUUCCGACCACAGUACAUGAUUGGCUCCGGGAAUAACAAAGAUUGUGAAGAGUGGUUUUUCGAUCGCAUUGUUCGCGGGAGACCAGUCCUAAUUCCUGGUUCUGGAUAUCAACUGACAAACAUUGCGCAUGUUCGGGACUUGUCAUCCAUGCUUGCUCUUGCCAUUGAAAAUGCGGAUGCUGCAAAUGGUAACAUCUUCAACUGUGUCAGCGAUCGCGCUGUUACACUGGAUGGAAUGGCAAAGCUAUGCGCAAAAGCUGCAGGCCUUCCUGUGGAGAUAGUGCAUUAUGAUCCUAAAGCUGUUGGUGUCGAUGCCAAGAAAGCUUUUCCUUUCCGGAACAUGCAUUUUUACGCGGAGCCAAGAGCUGCGCAGGAGAUUCUAGGGUGGAAGGCUACAACAAAUCUUCCAGAAGACCUGAAGGAGCGAUACGAGGAGUAUGUGAAAAUUGGCAGAGAUAAGAAAGAGAUAAAGUUCGAGUUAGAUGAUAAAAUUCUGGAAUCACUGAAAGUGCCUGUUGCAGCAUAA
Messenger RNA from Oldenlandia corymbosa var. corymbosa, 1236 nucleotides. NCBI's taxonomy places the organism in Eukaryota, Viridiplantae, Streptophyta, Magnoliopsida, Gentianales, Rubiaceae. The record is from the annotation of a GenBank genome assembly.